AAAGGAGAAGAAAUCGCUCUGCUCCUCCGCCGCGUAAUUAGCAAAAUUCAUGUUCUAUUUUCUAACAUGUUUUCCACUAUAAAUAAAAAUAGAUGCAAAAAUUACAAAGACCAAAUAAUAAUACAUGCACACACAAACUUAUAAUAUAUAUUGAAGAGAUAAUUAAAUAAAUAUUUUUUUUUAAAAAAUGGCAAGCAUGGCAUUUACCAGUUCCCUCACAAGACUCCAAGCUACCAACACAUUUUCAAUCUUCCUUCGUAAACCUUGGACGAACUCCAUGGUUUCGACUCGUGCUUCACCCUCACUUUCUUCGGGGAAUAGACGUAGUUAUGGUGCAAUGGCAUACGAUGAGGCUGCUGAGGCAGCUAAGAAAGGCCGCGACGCUGCUAAGAAGGGUGUCGACGCGGCCGUGAAAGGUGGCCAACAAAUCAAACAAGAGGCCGCCGCCGCCGCAGAUAACGCGGGUAAUAAAGUGGGAGACAUCGCCGGAAAGGUGUCGGAGACGGCUCAAGAUGCGGCGGGGAAGGCGAAGCAAGUGGCGCAGGAUGCCGCCGGAAAAGUGAAGGAAACGGCGGAGGGUGCGUGGGACUCCGUUAAGGAAACCACCCAGAAGAUUAAAGACACGGUGGCCGGCAAGGCGGAGGCUACCGCCGACGCCGCUAAAGACACCGUCAAGGAUGGAGCUGCUAAAAUUGACCGCAACAUCAACUCUAAGAUUUAA
Erythranthe guttata (spotted monkey flower) is the source of this 721-nucleotide messenger RNA. RefSeq lists its product as uncharacterized. Lineage: Eukaryota; Viridiplantae; Streptophyta; Magnoliopsida; Lamiales; Phrymaceae. The record is from RefSeq and is a predicted model, not a curated record.